GUGGCGUCAGAAGCGCUGGACACUCGCGAGGUGGUCGGUUCCAGCCCCCGACGGCCCCGAGGGCGAGCGAGCCGGGGCGCCCCAUAAGCGGGCGGCGGCGGUGGAGGAGGGACUGCAGGUCUGCGGGUCCGAGACUCUGGGCGGCGGCGGCGGCGGGGCCAGCGCGCACUUGAGGGAGAACCCGGAGGACGACCAUCAGCCCAGCAAUGGUGUCCAAAGAGAAGCAAGCCCUGAAAAACCUCAAAGUGGAAGAAAAUGACCAAGAAGAAAAGGAAAAAAAAGUUCAAAACGCUAAAAAAGUGGAGCCCUUGACCCUUCCGUUAGAAACUGAAGAAUAUUGUGUGCCUAGAGGCAGCCGUAGGCGAUUUCAUGUUAGGCAGCCCAUCUUGAAGUACAGAUGGGACAUGAUUCAGAGGGCUGGGGAACCAAAGGAAAGGGUGAGAGAAGAGAAUGUGGAAAGAAUCGGGGAGAUGAGACAUCUGAUGGAAAAGCUGAGGGAAAAGCAGUCUAGUCAUAGUUUAAGGGCCGUUAGUACUGACCCACCUCACCAUGACCAUCACGAUGAGUUUUGCCUAAUGCCUUGAAUCCUGUUGCUUUUGGGGAACACAUCUGCUUCCUAGAUUGUU
Molecule: messenger RNA, 626 nt
Organism: Erinaceus europaeus (western European hedgehog)
Lineage: Eukaryota; Metazoa; Chordata; Mammalia; Eulipotyphla; Erinaceidae
Product: protein BEX1-like
Exons: 3
Coding region: 207-584 (125 amino acids)
Biological process (GO): signal transduction
Cellular component (GO): cytoplasm; nucleus
Molecular function (GO): signaling receptor binding
Source: RefSeq, a predicted model, not a curated record